Molecule: messenger RNA, 1257 nt
Organism: Diospyros lotus (date-plum)
Lineage: Eukaryota; Viridiplantae; Streptophyta; Magnoliopsida; Ericales; Ebenaceae
Exons: 7
Coding region: 272-979 (235 amino acids)
Source: RefSeq, a predicted model, not a curated record
UUCAAAUAGUGGAUGGGAAAAGCAUUUAGGAGGAUGAGUGUGGAUGCUGUGCUAGCAUGGAAAGCAAAGAGAAGCAGUGGUUGAUGAGAGGGAAAAGUUGGCAUGGCAGAGCCAAUCGUUGGAAAGUUGCUUUUGGGGUCGUUCUGGCGGUGGUUUUUUAAUCCAGGGCUUUGUUUGUUUGGGUGGAUUGAGCCCAGCAGUGGUGUUAAAGGAAUCUACGUGCGAUUUCUUGAUUUCAGUCGGGCACGAUAGAUAGAUAAUUCAGCACAUCAUGAUGUUUUCUGGAAAUUCAAACACUAAUCACAAGAAUCCAAGAAUAACUCAGGCUGGGGGUUCUUCUGCUUCUCUUCUUCUGGGUUCUGUGAAUCGGCUCAAGCCCGAGACGGGUUUGGCCGUGGGGUGGACUUUCGAAGAAUAUUGCAAGCUGCAGGAAGGACUUCAGAAAUAUGCCGAUGAACCCAACAUUAUGAAGUACAUUAAGAUUGCAGCAACUUUGCGUGACAAAACUGUACGUGACGUGACUUUGGCGUCUAAGUGGUUUACAAGUGACACCAUAAGUUCAGAUGCAACUGCCAUGGUAGCGGUAGAUAUUGAGAGUCUGCAACAACACUCGGAUAAAACCUCCGGCGACCCCGAAAUGAUAAGAGGCCUAUCCCGCAAAUGGUUGUGUAGAGCUGAGGUAUUGACAAAUGCCGAGGAAGAAGACGUUGAUGAAUCUUCAAAGAGAACUGUAGCAAAAGAACUGAGUACACAGUUGGAGCCUUUGAUGCAGUCCUUACUAAGUGACAAAUCUAUGACUCAAGAUUCAGCUAACCAUGGUGGCUCCAAUCUUUUUGAUGCUGCUGUCAGGUGGAACAAGAAGUUCAACCGAUUUAUGGCAAUCAGUCCUAGGAAGAUCCUUUGUCUUGUUGCAACUUUGUUGAGCAUGGCCUCACUAGCAUUGUUAUACCAUACCCUUGCCGUAAAUGGCAAAUUUUGACGGUUUGGAAGGUUGGUAGCUCAGUUAUGGAGGUCGAGUACUGGACCAUUCCAGCCCCCUCUCUGUCUCUCCAAUGCUUUAACUCUCUCUAGAACCAGCUGGUUAUUGAAGAUCACUGAGAAGGCAAAUGUUUUAGACUGUGCCAAACACUGGAUACACGAUCGAGCCUGUUUAUAUCUGCUUGGUUUUGUGUGCUUUCAACACAUCUAGGACAGUUGGGUGUUCAGGAAAAUUUGGCCAGGCAAUUAAUCAAACGCAUUGCAGGCAAUCCUUGGGCA